GAGACAUUCGUUGUAUUCUAUUGGUAGAGUCCUACAUAUCUGACUCGAUAUACUGAUGUGUCUGGGCAUACACGCAUCGACUUGCAUGAGGGAAAAAGGCACCCAACCAACACGAGAAAAAUGUCCACACCAAAGCCACCCACCCACAGCGUCACCCGCUCACUCAACAAGACAGCAACCAGCCUGAGCCAGAAAUCACCACUUGCGCACACCACAAAGCAGAAAACGGCUGCAUGAAGCAUUCCCUUUCAUGAAGCAUCCCUUUCACGAUUACCGCCUUGUCUGUGGGAACAUUGCCCUCUCCAGCCCAUAUCUGGCUAGCAGAGGGCGAGCGGCAGCAGUACCGAUGGGGAAAUUCAAUCCGUCGAAAUUCCUGCUGCGUUCUGGUGCCUCAUUUGAGUAAAGCUGGAUGCGGCCAUCAUGUUGGUCAUUUGCCACCUCCAGGUAGGCAGCAAUAGUGUCGGCCUGCCCGGUGCCCUUGAGGAUGAUGAUUCGCUGGCGACCGUCAUCUCUCUCGCCGAACGGAUACUCAUCAAAAUAGUCGAUAAUCUUGAAGCCGUCGAUGAGUUCCGUCAGCAGACGCAUAUACCGGGGGUCGUCACAAGAGAGACGACAAACACCCACCAGCUUCCUCUCGACCCUAUGUUGACGACACCACUCUGUCAGAGCCAUUGCCUUGAGGAAUGAAGUGAAUGACCGAUAGAGAGUGCCACCAGAGCGGAUGGGCGGAU
This is a messenger RNA of Vitrella brassicaformis, 731 nucleotides long. Lineage: Eukaryota; Vitrellaceae. The record is from the annotation of a GenBank genome assembly.